Molecule: messenger RNA, 9971 nt
Organism: Anopheles funestus (African malaria mosquito)
Lineage: Eukaryota; Metazoa; Arthropoda; Insecta; Diptera; Culicidae
Product: protein kinase C, brain isozyme-like
Exons: 14
Coding region: 736-2739 (667 amino acids)
Biological process (GO): protein phosphorylation
Molecular function (GO): ATP binding; diacylglycerol-dependent serine/threonine kinase activity; zinc ion binding
Source: RefSeq, a predicted model, not a curated record
GAACUUCACCUCAAUCAAUCUGAUUUGUAAUGCCGUUCGGUUCGGUUCGCUAGCCAGUGCGUCAGCGAGUGUGCUUUUCCACCGUUUUUCCCGAGCGUGUGUGACCGUGUGCGUACGUGUGCCGGCCCGUGAAGCGAAGAGAACGUGCUCGUCGUCAGAUCGUUAGCAAGGCCUACUGUGUCGCGUUAGUGUUUUGGUGCGUGUUAGUAUCCAGUUAGUGUCCUGUCAGGUUCGUUCUCGUCUUCCUCGAGCGGUGUUACAAGCACAGGGAGCACAACACCUGCUGCGUGCAAGAAGAAAAAAAACGCGUGUACACAGCGAGGAAAAAAAUCCAGUGCCCGUCUGUGUGCGUGUGUCGAUGUGCGUGUGAGUGCGCCACCCGCAAAGGGUGUGCAAUAGUAGUUGAAGGGUAGUAGUGACGGCAGUACACGGGAGGUGUAGUGUAAAACCGGGCAAUUCAAAGUAGUAGUGUGUGCCGUUUUGAUUUUUAUCCUGUUUGUGCAGAAAAGAAGAAAGAGCGAGAGCGCGAGUGUGCUGCUUGUGGUGUGUGGAAGAAAAAAAAGGUGAAAUUAGCGAAACAAGCGGGUCCUUGUGCGUUACGGCUAAAGCGUUACGCGCUAAGCGUUACUCACAUCCAUUACUGUUAGCGAUUUGUACUACUACUGUGUGUUGUGUGUAGCUACAGUGAGUGAUUUUCGGUGUACGAACCACCACACCACCACACGACUGUAGAAGAUGGCGGACGACGAUAACACGCUGGAGGAGAUCCCGGAGGCGGAGAACAAGAAUGCGCUCCGCAACCGUGGACGCAAGGGUGCGCUCAAGAAGAAGAACGUUUAUAAUGUCAAGGAUCAUCGCUUUAUACCGCGCUUUUUCAAGCAGCCAACGUUCUGUUCGCACUGCAAGGACUUCAUUUGGGGCUUUGGCAAGCAAGGAUUCCAAUGUCAAGUUUGUUCCUUUGUCGUGCACAAACGAUGUCACGAGUACGUUACCUUCAAGUGUCCGGGUGCGGAUAAGGGAGCAGAUUCCGAUGACACCCGUACCAAGCAUGAGUUUAAAGUGUGGACCUAUUCGAGUCCAACGUUUUGCGAUCACUGUGGUUCGCUGUUGUACGGUUUGAUCCACCAGGGGCUUAAGUGUACAGCAUGUGAUAUGAACGUACACAAACGGUGCGAGGAAAGCGUACCGAACCUCUGCGGAUGUGAUCAUACCGAGCGCCGAGGGCGUAUCCAGCUGACGAUCACGCAUGCGGGUGGCAAGCUCCACAUUGAAGUGAAACAGGGCCGUAACCUUAUUCCGAUGGAUCCCAACGGUUCCAGCGAUCCGUACGUCAAGAUCAAACUGAUCCCGGACGCGGAUAAUGUGAAAAAGAAAACCAAAACCAUUCGCGCCUCGCUGAACCCGGUGUGGAAUGAAACGCUUAUAUUUGAUCUCAAGCCGGAAGAUAAGGAUCGUCGGCUGCUGAUCGAGGUGUGGGAUUGGGAUCGUACCUCGCGGAACGAUUUCAUGGGAUCGCUUUCGUUUGGCAUCUCGGAAAUCCUUAAGAACCCGGUGGAUGGAUGGUUCAAGCUGCUCACGCAGGAGGAAGGCGAGUACUACAACGUACCGGUGCCGGAGGAGGGUGCCGAUCUUGUGCAGCUUAAGAGCCAAAUGAGGAAAACAUCCAUCACGAAGAAGAUACCGAUGAUGGGCGAUAAGGAUGUACCGCAUAAUAUGACGAAGAAGGACGUCAUUCGGGCGACCGACUUCAACUUCCUGAUGGUACUGGGCAAGGGUUCGUUCGGCAAGGUGAUGCUGGCCGAACGCAAGGGUACGGAUGAGCUGUACGCGAUUAAGAUCCUGAAAAAGGACAUCAUCAUCCAGGACGAUGAUGUGGAGUGCACGAUGGUGGAGAAGCGCGUGCUAGCAUUGUCGAGUAAGCCACCGUUCUUGGUGCAGUUGCAUUCCUGUUUCCAAACCAUGGAUCGUUUGUACUUCGUCAUGGAAUACGUCAACGGUGGUGAUCUUAUGUUCCAAAUUCAGCAGUGUGGCAAGUUCAAGGAACCAGUUGCUGUGUUCUACGCAUCGGAGAUUGCCAUCGGACUGUUUUAUUUGCACGCACGCGGCAUCGUGUAUCGCGAUCUGAAGCUGGAUAACGUGCUGCUGGACAUGGACGGCCAUAUUAAGAUUGCGGAUUUCGGCAUGUGCAAGGAGGGCAUCAUGGCCGAUAAGACGACGAAAACGUUCUGCGGCACACCGGACUAUAUUGCGCCGGAGAUCAUUUUGUACCAACCGUACGGCAAGUCAGUUGACUGGUGGGCCUACGGUGUGCUGCUGUACGAGAUGCUCGUUGGUCAACCACCGUUCGACGGUGAGGAUGAGGAGGAACUGUUUGCGGCCAUCACCGAUCAUAACGUUUCGUACCCGAAGAGCUUGAGCAAGGAAGCCAAAGAUGUUUGCAAGGGGCUACUCACCAAGAACCCCCAGAAACGCUUGGGCUGUGGAGCACGUGGUGAAGAAGACGUUCGUGCGCACGCAUUCUUCCGUCGUAUCGAUUGGGAAAAGAUUGAAAACCGUGAGGUGCAACCACCGUUUAAGCCAAAGAUUAAACAUCGCAAGGAUGUGUCAAACUUCGAUCGCCAGUUUACGUCCGAGAAGACCGAUCUUACACCGACCGAUAAGCUGUUCAUGAUGAAUCUCGACCAGACGGAGUUCAACGGCUUCUCGUAUCUUAACCCGGAAUUUGUGCAGUACGUCUAAGUGCGCCGGUACCAGCAAACCAGCAAACAGUUUAUUGGCAAAUGCUCAAGCUUGCCCGUUUUGUUGUGUGUUUUGUUUUUGGUACGAUAUUUUAUUUGUUUUUGUAUAAUUGUUUUAGUGUCUUCGAAUUAUCUAUUGUUAUUUCGCGCGUGCACUCAUCCAAAGAGAUUCUUAUGUUCUAAGUAGUAGUCAUCGUGUAUGUCGCAGAAGGAGUACGCAGGAGGAGUUGUUGUAUUUGAAAUUAUAUUUGCCAGUAUUUUCUACUACUCCAUCUUCUUCGUUAAUAAUGAUAGCAACAAUAACAAAAAAAAAAAAAUGGGAAUUUUGUGAAAAUUUCAAUUGCCAUACGCUCUCUCACUCCUAAUCUCUAUCGUCUUCCCGUCGCGCAUGGGAUGGUUUCUGUUAUAUUGUUAGUAAGCGAUAAAUAAGCGCAGCAAGCUUUGCUUGCCAUACGACUUAAGUCAGCAAAACCAUAAACAAGAAACCCUACUAAACGAUUUGUGUUGGUUUUAAAAAUUUUCUUGCCCAAUAUAAGUGAUUCGUUUACUAGCGAAAACUCGUACUUCAAAUCGUUUUUAAGACCUUAUCGGUACUCUCGUAAUAUUCCUGUACAUGUUUAGCUAGUAAAUAAGAAAGGCACCGAGGAUUUGUCGUGUACGUUACGAUCCAUCUGUACCGGCCUUAGGUGUGGGAAUCUAAUUGCCAAAAAAAGAAAACAAACAAACACUUUUAUCUACUAAUACCACUUUUACACUCAUUACCGUUGCCCAACCAUCGCUUUAGGUGGUGUUCGGUUUGAAGCGUACCACUCCCUAGCUUUGGAUGUGAACUAUGAACAGAAUCGAACAUCCCCCUCCCCUGGAACGGUUCCGGUUGUGUGCACACCUUUAAAACAUCUGCACCUUGUUAAAAUCUACACACUUUUAUACUAUAUAAGCGUAUAUAUGAUAUGAUAUGCGUGCGCUACGGGCUCAUUAAAAAUGGGUAAGAUGAAAUCCGUUUUUGCAGGUUGGAUUAAUUUAUCUAGUACGGAAACAACUGCAAAAUUUGAGAAUUCAGUUCAACUUUUGCGUUCCUGUUCGUGUUGGAUAUGUUCAGUAACUUAGAUGAUUGUGUUUUUUUGUUGUUGUUGCGUACUAAACUAGAUUGAAGCAAAUGAUCGUUUUUGAAAAUGGUAGUAAAACAACAACAGUAACAUUAACUAACAAGCAAACAACCAAGUAAAAUGCUCCAUUUGGCUGUGUGCACAGAUCAUGUUUUAAUUGACCCGCGUGGUCAAGUGUUUAAACGCCCUAUUUACUCAGCAUUUCAACAACAACAACAAAAGAAAAGAAAAGAAACCUAAAGGUAGCUAACGAAGAAGCAGAAACACAGAAUCUCUCUUAUCAAAAGGGAUUGGAUUUUUAGAUAACAAAACAAAAGAAGAACAAGUAAAACCAUUACAUUUAGCAUAGCAGCACCUAAAUCAUUCGUCAGUCAUACGCAUUCACUGCUUGAACGGAUGUGUAUGGCAAAAAGGAAACGUAGCGGACACAGAUAUAUACAAAUUAACCAAUUAAAGAACAAUGCAACACGUAAGACAGGAUCAAAACAUGUGUAGGUCUCGUGUGUACUAAGAAAACACCACUUUUUUCACUAUUAUAGAGCAUUAAAGUUGAAGCGAAGCUAACAAAGGUUCCAAAUGAAGGGUAUAUAGGCACAUUCAUUCACAUUCACAUGUGGGAAAAUGGCGGUUCUUGAUGUUGUAGAUUAACCCCACACGUACCAUGGAAAGCAGGGGUUUUUGGCCACGCCACCUAGUAGUACGAGCAAUGCCAAAAACCGUGAUCAAUUGCUCGAAGAACUUGAAGAAGAUAACGCUGGAGGAGGAUGAACAAAAAAAAAGAUUAAAGGAAAAGAUAAAAUUACUCACGUGCCACAGAAACAACACAAUCAAUCAACAUGAGAAUUUUGCACUAAACCAAAAACACAACAUCAGUGCACGCGGUUCGCGAUUUAUCGGUAGCAAUUGUCGAAUACAUACUCGGUUUUAGUAGCAAUAAUAGUAAUUACCGUAUAAUAAUCACAGAUGACGCAGAUGAGAGAAGAGGAAUGCUAUAACAAUCCAAAAAGAAAACAAAAAAAAAACUCUAUCGUCUGACUGUUCUGUCCGCCUGGAAGCAUAACCAGGCGUGUGAGAAAUCUUUACAUAGUAAGAACAGAUAAACACCUAUCACAAACUACCGAUCAUGUACUACUUGUAAAGAUCUUCUACAAGAAUCUUUUUCAGCGUACGCUUUAAAAGAUUUGAGAGAAAAAAGUAUGUAAAUCAUCCUUUCCUUUCUGACGCCUAAACUUACAAUCUACUUAUACAACCUCUUUCUCUUUCUCACUUUCCCUUCAUCUAUCUCUUUCUCUCUCUUUCUCUCUGUCUCUCUCUUUCUCUCUCUCUCUCGAAACCUGUUUAUGAACAACCAAAAGGAGCUUUAAUCUUGCACUUUACUGAUAUAUUUAUAUAUGUAUCGAAUAAAGCAAAAACAAUGUGAGGUAAAAUAAAGGGAGAAAACUAGCAAGAUCCGUAGUAGGGGUGAAAGAUAUAUUUCCAGCAGGAAUAAAGCGCAUUAUAUAACUAUUACUAGCAAAACAAAACAAGAGAAAAUACAUAACAUAUUAUUGAUAGAGUACAUUAUACAUUUUCCGCGACGUUCGGAAACAAAGUAACAUCACACCGGGCUUAGAAAACUUGCAACAACAAAAAAAAAACGGUCAGAACCGGACGUACAAGUUACGCUACCAAGAUUACUUAACCACAGUGGCGGACAGGCAGGAGCUAGAUGGACACGUUAAAAAAAAUCCAUAGCACCAGCAAAGCAAUUCAUGGCACAGGGACACAUAAAUUGGAGAUAAGUAAGCUAAAUAUUUCACCUCUUGCAACUACAUAUGGUAAAAAAGAACACAAAAGACAAACAAGCGAACAUGACAGAAACACAAGCACAUGCACACCUGGAAGCCGGGAAGAAGGUGAAAACAGUUGUAACUGACAGAAACAAUCUUACAGAGAUCUAUUUAUUGUGAAUUUGCAAGAUUUGCUGUGUAUUGUCUCAUGGCGGAAGAUGAAUGUGGAAAAUAUAUUGAACAAAAGAAAAUCUACAACUGAAUCCACUUGUCAGAGAUUCAUGGAAGUAAUAGCAAGCGGUAAAAAGCAAUUUAUUCACAAAAUAUAUACAUAUAUACACACACACACUCACUAACUCAAGCAAAAACAAAAAAAAAACACACAUACACAAAUCACACAAGAGAAUGCGAUAUUUUCACAAUACAAAUAAUGCGCAAUCGUAUUCUUUUCUAGAGUGGUUAGAGAUGUACGAGCGAGUAGCUGAACAUAGUUUAACGGUGUAACUGAGAAAGAAAGAAAGAGAGAAAGAAAGAGAAGAGAAAGAUAGAAAGAGAAAAGAAUAUAAAAAUGGAUAAAAGAAAAUGGCAAGAAACACGUGCAGACGCAUACAAACUAAGCAAUGGAUGGAUACUAGGACUGAGGAAAGUGAAACUGAAUACAUAAAGAAGUUGCAUGAAACGAUCUAAUAGAUCAUAUCAGAUAGGAGGGAAGGUGAACAUACACGUAGCAAAACAUAAAAGGAAAACAAAAGAUGAUGAAAUGAUAAUGAAACGCAUUUCGAUGUGAUUGGAUUGUAGUUCGGUAGAUGGGAAUCGUUCAAAGCGUAUGUAAACGAAAAUGACAAUCUAUAUAAAACGAUAUAACAGACAGCUGAUGAUGAAGCAGUGUGCAAUGGAAGUAAAACAGUAAAAGAAGUAAACCAAUUAGUUUAAAUGUGACACAACAAAGAAAAUACUGACUAGAGAAUACAUAAGUGAAACAAAAAAAAGGAGAAAAAAAGGAUAUAUAACGUUAAGUAGUAGAACACAGGAAGACAAAACAGAACUAAUCACAUUGGGUUGGUGUUCGCACUUUUCUCUCUCAGACACACAUACACAUACACACAUGUACUUUGAGCCUACACCCUUCUAUAAGAAAGAAGUGACGAGAUGAGAUGGCCCCCGAUGCUCUUACUUCCGUGCAAACCUGUAUAGUCUGUAAACAUUCCAGAGUACUGUCUAAAGACGCAACACGAGAAAGCGAUGGAGAGAGAGCGAUAGAGAAAACAAAAGAUGAAAACCCAAUGAGGGAAAAAAGGAAUUGAUUCAGCAAAUGGGUCACCUUAGUGAGAUGGAAUAAUGAGACCGAUAGUCGUAAAAAAUACGGACUUCAUUUGUUUUUUUAAAUUUUUGAGUUCUUUCGUCGUUUGAAUGAUUUCCUUGUCUGUUUGUUUCCUUCUAAUACGAGACGUCACUAAUUAGAGUUUAGUUUUGAAAUACUGUGUUAGUGUAACCAAAUUUAAUUCUUAUUUAUAAACAUUAGGAACGAGUGUUGUUUAGUUUAGAAAGGUGUAAGAUAUUGUUACACGCAUCUAUUAUUACACGUUAGCUAAUUAUGAAACGUUAGUUCGAAAACGCUAUACACUAUACAGAGUUUUAACUAAUCCUUCGGUUAAUUUUAGGCUAGCAUUAAAACUGUGACCAUAUACUGUGAGCAAUGUGAGCAAGCAUUCAUUAGCAUCUAUGUACUACGAGCUACUAGUAACGGUUAAUUGAUUAGUCCUAUGUCAUAUCAAGCAUUUACUUUAAACAUUUCUUAAACGAAAUUCCAGCCAAAAGCGUUUAAAAUUGUUUUAUUCAUUACUGCGUGCAAGAGUGAUUCGGUGAGCGAGAGCGAGAUUCUAGUGUAGAACACAAAAACCAAAUUUAUAAAGAACACCCACACAGAGAUAGGCUCGUAAAGAGAAUGGCAUAUAAAAACAGCAUGAAACAUUAAAACACAAGCAAAUAAAUAAAUAUUCCUAAACUGGAGAUAAUAGAUAAAAACACAAAACAAACGAGAGCAAAAGCUUAUACGAACCUGAUAGGAAAACGUCUUACAAAAACCAAACGGCAAUCAGAAAAUGGCGGAUGUUUGUUAAGGCCAUUGCGAACAAUCAUCAACACUACUAGUGAACGGGUCGAUGAAUGCAUUAUGAAGCCGUGGUAAAUAGAAAGAAGAAGAAAAAAAAACACACACACACACACACGCAAAACAGAACUGUACUGGCACCUACAAAUUUACAUUAUACACUAUUAAUCUAUUUAAAAGAAAAAAAGAAACCCACCGUGUGGUUUUGUUAACGUUGACAGUAGCCUUUCUAAUAGAACGACCUAGAAGAGAGAAGAAAGAAAAAAAACAACCCCCUAAUGUUUCUCUCCCUCAUUAGCCAGGUUUCUCUGAGCUGCUCAGAACUUACAAACACUAGUUUGCUUCGUUUGUUAUCCGCCGCUAGUUGUUUGAGAGUUUUACGAAAAAUGUCAAAAUCGAAAUGAGAAAUUUGAGACAUACAUUUUUACAUUAAAAUCCCACCCCGUUUUCUGCCCACCAAAUUCCGCUCCCUGACGCUUACACUAUCAGGUGCGGGUUUAGUGUGAUGCCCAAUGCCAGGGGAACGCAUUGCGAACAACAUCGUGAUUGAAAAGCUUGACAAAAAUAAAAUAAAAAUACCAGGGACGAAACGAUAAACAAAACAAGUGUAUAAAAAGUGACAAUUAAUAAAAGAAAACAAAAAAACAACAAACAAAAGUAAUAUAUAACAACCAGAAGGUACGGGUUUACACCCGGUUAAAGGGAUUAAAGCAAAAUAAAAACAAAAAACCAACAUCAAAAACAGGGUUUAAGAACAGCCCACAAAACAGGAAAACAACAAACGCUAACCGAAAGUCAGAGGCUCUGGUGUGGGCUUCAGGAAAGUACAUAUGGUAUAUGCAGGAUACAAUUUCUAUUUCACCACUGCCUUAAUUUUUAACAAAUCUAUAGCAAAUCGAAACGUUGUACGAACAGGCAUAAACGGCGCAGCAAGAUAUCGGUUGAAGAUCGGAAUCAUUCGAAAGCGCGUAAGGGAAACAGCAAUUGCUACCGAAGAAAAAAAACAAACAAACUGACAUUAACCGAAUGGACUCUUAAAGCAAACAAAAGAAAAAAAGAAGAAAAAAACAAUGAGAAGGAGACUUUACAAUUUAACUGAUGUAACAAAAAUAUGGAAACUAAAGCAAAAAAAAAGAGAAACAACCGAAACCUUCUAGCAUAGACACGCCUAUUGGAGUACGGUGAGAACAAAACGUUGGGAAAUAAAUAAAUGGGAUAAAUAAAUUUAAAGAAAAAACCAACCUAAAAGUGAGAUAAACCAUAAAGUCAAACAUGUGACGAUAUCGAGUACGAGGACAAAAUGAAUAAGUAAACCGAAGUAAUACGUGGUUGAAACAAAACAGCAACAAACAAACACAGGAAUGGAAGCGUAUAUUUCAUCGAUUGUUGUACUCUUUCGAAAUGAUGUCUUCUUCCUCUAGCUCUAUAUUUCCGUUUUAUUAAAUGACAAAUACAAAACCACUCGAUAGCAUGACGUGACGAAUGGAAGCAUUUGCGUAAGCGUACGGUGGAACAUGUGUUUCACACUGCGAUGGAUGCAGAUAAAGAACCAUAUUAAGAGAUAAUGUAGGUAGCAUACGAGCGGUUUUGACCCUUCAAAAUGCCAUCAAGUCGAGUCUCAUAAAAUGAAACAAAACGCAUACCAUCUGGAUGUUGCUAUUGUAAGGAGAUUUUAAGAUAAAGAUUCCUCUCAAUCACACCGUCACCAUCAAAUGGCAAACACGUACACUCACGAAAACACGAAACUCUUUGUGCAACUUGAACCAAAAUUUACUUUUUACGUGUACCACGAAUUUUUCGAAUAGGAAUACGCACGUGUAAUCUAUCGGAGCGAGAGUAUGUACGUGGUAGUGGUUAAUGGUUGAAUGGUCUACAGAAAGGUAUAGAAGGGUAAGGAAGUGUGAAACGAAUGUCUAGUGUAGUUUAUGUAGAUGAACAUGUACGAGCGCCAUUGUAAAAGCAACGCUUGUGAAAGGAUCUGUGAGGAAUAUAAAAGAGAAAAGAGAAGGAGAUAGAGAGAGAGAAAGGUAAAGGAAGAGGAAAAGAAAAACGGAACGGAAAAAAACAAAAACGCGAAGCGCAUAUUAUUACGAACCUUUCAGUGUUUCUGUUUCCAUACAAUUCAAAACACUUCUCAUUGUUGUGAUUCGAUUUUGAAGCUAAUAUAGAGUGCUACAUCAAGCUGUAUAAGGAUAUAAAGAGAGUAAAAACAAAAACGAAUGAAAAAUCAUCAUCAAAAUAUACCAAA